Messenger RNA from Cercopithifilaria johnstoni, 636 nucleotides. The record is from the annotation of a GenBank genome assembly. Lineage: Eukaryota; Metazoa; Nematoda; Chromadorea; Rhabditida; Onchocercidae.
AUGGCCCCGAAAGGGAAUAACAUGAUACCGAAUGCGCAUUUCCAUAAAGAUUGGCAGAGUCGCGUGCGCACCUGGUUUAAUCAACCGGCACGAAAGGAGCGUAGACGGCGCAAUAGAUAUAAAAAAGGUCAACUGAUUGCACCUCGGCCUGUUGCGGGUUUGUUGAGACCGGCAGUGCGUUGUCCUAGUAUUCGGUAUAACAAAAAAGUGAGAUUGGGACGAGGAUUUACCUUGGAAGAGCUAAAGGCAGCUGGCAUCGGAAAACGAGAAGCUCGUACUAUUGGCAUUGCAGUGGAUUACCGUCGUACAAACCGGUCAUUGGAAUCCUUGCAGGAAAAUGUCAAGCGUUUAAAGGAAUACAGGUCGAAACUAAUAUUAUUCCCGAAGAAAUUAAGCGCGCCCAAGAAAGGAGAUAGUACCACUGACGAACUCAAGCUAGCUACACAGUUACGUGGAGCAAUCCUACCUGUCAAGCAAUUUGUUCGUCACGAGAAGCCACGUCAAAUAACUGAGGAAGAGAAGAAAUUCAAAGUGUACUGUCACUUACGUCGUCUUCGCGCUGACAAACGUUUGAAAGGUGUUCGUGAUAAAAAAGCUCGCGAGGUAGCGGAAGAAGGUAUUAGCGGAAGAAGGUAA